Molecule: messenger RNA, 3483 nt
Organism: Phaedon cochleariae (mustard beetle)
Lineage: Eukaryota; Metazoa; Arthropoda; Insecta; Coleoptera; Chrysomelidae
Source: the annotation of a GenBank genome assembly
AUGGCGUACAACAAACUUUAUACAACAGAAGAGCUCAUUCAACUUGUGGAGGAUGAGGAAUUUUGGGAAGGAGAUAUUUUUAUAACACCUCCAGAUGAUGGUGCUGAGAGUGCCGAAGACAGUGGUGAUGAAGAAAUAUGCAAUGACAUAAACAAGCUGAGUGUUCGUCAACUACAAGCACAAGCCGUAGCAAAGAUUACAAAUAAAGGAGAAACGUUCACUAUUGGUGAAGAUGAUGAACAAGAAUUAGAAUUCGAUGAUAAUGAGGUUGUAGAGAAUAUAAAUGGUUCUAAGGAAAUCCUUAACGUAGCAGCUGGUAAAGCCCCAAUGCAGGUCAGCACUGAUUCUGGAGGGAUACCCCAGAAAGCAAUUGAUGGCAGUACCAGCGCCUUCUUCAAUGGCGAAACCUGCACCCUAACAAAGCCCGAGAGAACCCCCUGGUGGUAUGUCAACCUGCUAGAACCUUACAUGGUACAGCUGGUACGACUGGAUUUCGGAAAACCUUGUUGUGGGGCUAAAAAACCAGCCACAAUCAUUGUCCGGGUGGGAAACAACAGGCCGGACCUGGGCACCAACCCCAUCUGCAACAGGUUCACCGGGUUCCUGGAGGAGGGGCAGCCCCUGUUCCUCCCUUGCAACCCCCCCAUGCCGGGGGCGUUCGUGAGCGUCCAUCUUGAGUCCCCGACGCCCAGCCAACUUUCCAUUUGCGAGGCUUUCGUCUACACCGAUCAAGCUUUGCCCAUAGAGAGGUGUCCGCAGUUCAGGGACCAGCCACCAGGUAGCACAGCAACAUACAAUGGAAAAUGCUACAUAUUCUAUAAUCGUCAACCGAUCAAAUUCAGAGAAGCCCUAUCUUUCUGCAGAUCAAGAGGUGGUACUCUGGUGGAUGAAAGCAAUCCUGCUCUGCAAGGAUUCAUCAGUUGGGAACUGUGGCGUCGUCACAGGAGCGACGCGAGUGGUCAGUAUUGGAUGGGAGCUAUCAGAGAUCACGAAACCAGAGGAUGGAAAUGGCUGACUGGGGAAGAUGUCACAGUCUCUUUCUGGAAUUUGCCAGUAGGAAAUGGCGAAUGUUCUAGAUACGAUGGCACCAAAGGCUGGCUCUGGUCUGACACCGAUUGUAUGAUGCAUCUCAACUACAUUUGUCAACACCAACCGAAAGCCUGUGGUCGUCCAGAACAGCCGCCAAAUUCUACGAUGGUUGCACCAAAUUACAACGUUGGAUCCACUAUCGAUUACAGUUGUGAUGAAGGUCAUCUCUUGGUGGGACCAACUCAACGAGUUUGUUUGGAAACAGGAUUUUAUAACGAAUUUCCACCCGUAUGCAAAAGAAUUCAAUGCGGAUAUCCAGCAGACAUCGCCAAUGGAGAAUAUAGCUUGGUAAACGACAGCAUUGGAUAUUUAUCCAGAGUCAUCUACACCUGCGAUGAAGGAUAUGAGAUGAUAGGAAGAGCUCAGUUAGCAUGUGAUAUUGACGAAAGAUGGAAUGGACCACCACCAAGAUGUGAACCUAUUCAAUGCGAGGUUCCAAAUGAAAUCGCAAAUGGUAUAAUCCGUAUGCCAAACGACACUUUCUAUGGAUCCGUCAUCGAAUUCAGUUGCAAUAUGGGCUACAAGCUUAUUGGUCCAAAUACAAUAACUUGCCUCGCAAAUGGACAGUACGACAGUUUGCCACCUACUUGUGAAGGUGGUAUUGCUACGACCGUAUACAGCCCUGAACCGACCAAAACCAGCAGACGACCACUUCCACCGACAAUUACCACCACUCUCACCACCCGUCAACGAACCAGAGGAACCCGACCCCCUCCAACUACCAUCAGAGGCGUGGACGUCGUCAAGGUGGCCAAUAGGACGCGUCGACCUUUGUCAAGGACGACCACGCCCCUCACUACUCCCACUUCGCAAUCGUCGUCCUCGCUAGCAUCGAUUAUAGUUGCUGGACACCCUCAGGACAACGAGAUUGCUGGUAGUUCGAGUAUACAGCAUGGGGAGGCACCGAACGUGAAUGUGCCCUUGCCCGUAGACGGGGAGAGGAAGGAUACUUUUGGUGCUAAAUUGAAUCUGGGGGCUAUCAUUGCUCUGGGGGCCUUUGGAGGCUUCAUAUUUUUAGCUGCAGUGGUCACUACGAUAGUGAUAUUAGUGCGGAGGAAUCAAAGUGCCAAACACCACCGCCACCGCGCCUCCCCGGACUGCAACACCGUAGCCUCCUUCGACUCCUCGAGCUCAGAGUCGCGCAACGGCGGCCUCAAUCGCUACUACCGCCAGGCGUGGGAGAACCUCCACGAAUCGGCGGGCGGCAAAACGCCGCCCAAGGCCGCCCCUGACCGCCACUCGCCCCUGCGGCGCAAAGAGACCCUCGACGAGCCGUACAGGGCGGGUCAUCGCGAUGCGCCUGAUCUGGCCCAGGUGGCCCAUGGAGCGGAGAAGAAGCGGCACCACCACCACCAUCAUCAUCAUGAUGGGAGAAGGGAGAGGCCGAGGGAGCACAAGAGGUAUUGACGGGCUUGGAUGGUCAUAACGGUGAAGUACGAGGGGUAGGUGAAUUUCGAAAGGGUUUAUCCGAUGGAGGGAUGGCGGGAAGGUCGGGAUGGGGAAGGGCGUUUUUGCAUCGAAUUUCGUUUGGACCGUUUUUGAUGGUGACACCCAAUUCGUGCGUGUGCCACAUGAUAUUUGUGGCUCACAGUUUACAUCUUUCGAAGUACAAUAAUUCCGUUGGCAUCUGAUGGAUUAGUGGAUUUUUUUCUUUGGACGUACCUAUAUACAAUUCCGUGAUAGAUAUGAUUCCCAAAUGACCAUGUUUUCUAUGUAGUAUCUUCCAAUUUCCGGCGAUUGCUAUUAAUUUUACUCAAUGAUUAUUUCAGUUUAUAUUGGUCCUACAGAAACGUUUAAAUGACAAGAGUGAAGUAUUUUUCAAGAGCAUUCAGAAUCUAUUACUAGAAAAUGCAAAAAAUCAUCGUGAAUCAUAAAAUUUCAGAUGAACUCUGGUAUUCUUUGAAUGAAACAGUCUGUAUUUCAUUUUUCUUGAAGGUAGAGCUCUUUCUUCUGAUUUCAAAUAUAUACAUUAUUUGACGUUAUCUUUGUCAGUUUUCGGGAAGUGUGGAUUCUAAGAGAGGGGUCACACGAGCGUUUAAAUGACGGACGUUGUAACGCGCGUUGUAGCGGACGUUGUAGAAUAACACCAGCGUGAUAUGCGUCGGUCACACCACCAACGCGCGCUCAACUCGUCGCGCGUUAUUCAUUGUCAACGCUCAGCACCUCUAGUACGCCCACAGCGCGCGUUCUUGUUCAACAUAUGUUCAGAUAUACGUAGCCACACGAUAUUCAAUUUAACGCGCGUCUAUCUGACGAUUAUACGUAACUGGCAGUAUUUUUGUGAUCUGGCAACAGCUGUCGGUUGAGUUGUCAACAUCGUAGACUAUCGUAGACGUUGUUAUCGUAUGUUUUGGACUUGUUUUUGAUUCAUUAUAUCAAACAUGGAUGUAGAAG